AGAUAACAUUUUGUUUGAGGUUGUGCCUUUUCUUACUGCGACACUCCCAAUGGUCGGUGAGGGAGCCUUGCCUGGAGAAGGGAAGAAAGUAUGUGUCACAGGAGCUUCUGGUUUUAUUGGAAGCUAUGUUGUCAGGCUUCUUCUCGAUUGGGGGUAUCACGUGAAAGGAACAGUUCGGGAUGCGAACAGCGAAGAAAAGACAUCAUGGAUUCGCGAUCUUGCUAAGGGAAGGCCAGGGAAGCUUGAGCUAUUUUCUGCCGACUUGAACACGCCUGGAAGUUUUGACGACGCAGUCGAGGGAUGCGAUUUUGUCUGCCACGUCGCUUCUAUCGUCUGCUUGAAAGUGUCGGACCCACAGACGGUUGUGGAUGUAGCGGUCGAGGGGACAAGAAAUGUGUUCUCCUCCAUCCUCAAGCAUAAAACGGCAACACGAGUUGUCUUCACCUCAUCUGCAGCUGCAGUCAUGGACUACUCCUCAAACCGAGUACUAACCGAAGAAGACUGGAACCAAAAUUGGGAUAUUCAUGAUCCCUACCCGAUGGGCAAGACUCUUGCAGAGAAAUUUGCCUGGAAGACAGUGGAGGAUUUCAAAGGACAAGCGUGGAAUUUUGACCUUGUCACAAUCUGUCCAACCAUGGUGUUUGGUAAAGCUAUGCGAGAGGAGCACGCUCGGACAAGCCUCAAUGUGAUAAGACAACUCAUGGAGAAUCGGUUGUUCCUGGCUCCAAGUUUGCAUUUCAGCAUAGUGCACGUUGAUGACGUUGCACUUGCUCAUGUGUUGGCGCUUGAGAAAGAGACUGCUAAAGGGAGGUACAUAUUGUGCAAUGGGGACACCCUCAGCAUGCUAGAAAUCGCUGAUGUGAUUCGGAAGAAAUACCCGCGCUCCAAUGUGCCCAGAUACGCCAUGCCAACAUUUUUUAUGUAUUUAGCACCGCUUAUCCUCCCUGGUACGAAGACUGCGAUUGUGGCGCGGCAUUUCCGCAACUCCCCUACAUUCGACAAUACGAAAUCCAAAAAGGAUCUGGGUCUGAAGUAUCAUUCAUCAGAAGAAGCCAUCUUAGAUGCUGCUGCCAACUUCCCAGCAUGUUGGGAAAAUGGGCUUGCAAGUUAGGUUCACUUCUGCAAUCUGUGUGGUGGAUCAGAGCUUUACAUUGCACUGGGUCUCUGUGUGGUGUGCUUUCAUGUGCUCCCUGUUGUUCAUAC
Molecule: messenger RNA, 1203 nt
Organism: Closterium sp. NIES-67
Lineage: Eukaryota; Viridiplantae; Streptophyta; Zygnematophyceae; Desmidiales; Closteriaceae
Source: the annotation of a GenBank genome assembly